Sclerotinia sclerotiorum 1980 UF-70 is the source of this 225-nucleotide messenger RNA. RefSeq lists its product with no specific name. The transcript is spliced from 2 exons. The record is from RefSeq and is a predicted model, not a curated record. The coding region runs from base 1 to 225 and encodes 74 amino acids. Lineage: Eukaryota; Fungi; Ascomycota; Leotiomycetes; Helotiales; Sclerotiniaceae.
AUGACCUGUCUUAUCUCGAAGCCAGGCUUCCAGGUUCUUCGUGUUUCGCAAUCUGUCGAUCGUGUAAAUCCUAUGCUUCUUAUGCAGUUUUCAUCUCUUGAUUAUGUAUCUCCGAGUGUUGAUAUCGCUUGCGCCUGCACCUGCACCUGCCUCUCUGCAUUUCUCCCGGCACUUGCUCCAAUCCAGACUCCACAGCGGUUUAUGUCCCCGCUCACCGAAUCCUAG